AUGGUCCUCGCCGAGAUUCGUGAGAUUGGAGAAGAUGAUAAGACGCAUCGUUGGAAGAGAGAUCAGACGACGGCUUCGACUGAAAUUAGCGGCGGAGGUGACGUUGCGUCAGCCGACGGGACCAGCGGGUCAUAUGGUGGCGGUGGCGGUGGCGGGGCGGGUGAUUGCUGGCGGCUGCGACAGGAUGUGGUUGCAUCUGGUUGGUCGUGGCGUCAACGUGAUGCCCUCGAUCUCGCCGUCAAUACCAUUGUGGCAGUGGCAGACUGUGGUGGCUGCAGGUACGGUGGCGGUGGCGUGUUGAUGUUUCGGCGGGGAUCAUGGUGUCUGCCGACGUAG
Molecule: messenger RNA, 336 nt
Organism: Striga asiatica
Lineage: Eukaryota; Viridiplantae; Streptophyta; Magnoliopsida; Lamiales; Orobanchaceae
Source: the annotation of a GenBank genome assembly